AGAAAAUAUUUUAGGGUUUCGUCGAGCCCCUCUAUAUAAUCCAGUUUCGAAAAAACUAGGGUUGGGAGCGUGGUUUUUAGGUGUUUCUUCCAAUUGAAUAAGCUCUUCUGAAAAUCAAUCGAAAAUGCCUAAGCAAAUUCAUGAGAUCAAGGACUUCCUUCUCACUGCCAGAAGGAAAGAUGCACGCUCGGUAAAAAUCAAGAAGAGCAAAGAUGUUGUUAAGUUCAAGGUCCGCUGCUCCAAGUACUUGUACACCCUUUGUGUGUCUGAUGCUGAGAAGGCUGACAAGUUGAAGCAAUCUCUUCCUCCAGGUCUGAGUGUCCAAGACCUGUGAAAAUAGGGAUGCUUCAAGUCUGUCAUCGGGACUCGGCGGUUAAAGCUAGAUUUCAAUUUUUGGUUUAUUGUAUUUUAUGCCAUUUUGCAACAGUCAAAACUCAAAAUUUUCUUUAAUGGAUUUUGAUUUGGUGUUUUGAUGGAUGAAUAGGAUGAUAUGCACUUUUUGAUGCUUAA
This is a messenger RNA of Durio zibethinus, 510 nucleotides long. RefSeq names its product large ribosomal subunit protein eL38. Gene Ontology annotation, biological process: translation; protein-RNA complex assembly. Gene Ontology annotation, cellular component: cytosolic large ribosomal subunit; ribosome. Gene Ontology annotation, molecular function: structural constituent of ribosome. The record is from RefSeq and is a predicted model, not a curated record. Lineage: Eukaryota; Viridiplantae; Streptophyta; Magnoliopsida; Malvales; Malvaceae.